Molecule: messenger RNA, 535 nt
Organism: Leptonychotes weddellii (Weddell seal)
Lineage: Eukaryota; Metazoa; Chordata; Mammalia; Carnivora; Phocidae
Gene: FABP6
Product: fatty acid binding protein 6
Molecular function (GO): lipid binding
Source: RefSeq, a predicted model, not a curated record
AGCUGGGGCACCGGGCCCCUCAGCACCACAACCCUUCUUCCUCAUCCCCCUGCCCUCCGGCCUCCGGCUCUCCCAGCAGCAUGGCCUUCAAUGGCAAGUACGAGUUCGAGAGUGACAAGAAUUACAACGAGUUCAUGAAGAGCCUCGGGCUCCCCAGCGAUGCUAUCGAAAAGGGCCGAAACUUCAAGACUGUCACGGAGGUGCAGCAGGACGGGCAGAACUUCACCUGGUCCCAGCACUACCCGGACGGCCGCUCCAUGACCAACAAGUUCACCAUCGGCAAGGAGUGUGACAUGGAGACCAUGGGGGGCAAGAAGUUCAAGGCCACUGUGCACAUGGAGGGUGGGAAGAUUGCGGUGGAGUUCCCCAACUAUCGCCAGACCUCGGAGAUCGUGGGCGACAAGCUGGUGGAGAUCUCCACCAUCGGAGGCGUGACCUAUGAGCGUGUGAGCAAGAGGCUGGCCUGAGCAACCAGGCACGGUUCUUGUGGGGGGUGGGGGCACAGAGCCACCAGGAAAGCUGGGAUAAGAACAGA